Manis javanica (Malayan pangolin) is the source of this 847-nucleotide messenger RNA. Lineage: Eukaryota; Metazoa; Chordata; Mammalia; Pholidota; Manidae. The record is from RefSeq and is a predicted model, not a curated record.
CUCUAACUCUCAAAACGACCCUUUAAGGUAAGCAUUUUUAUUUCCAUUUUCCAGAGACAAGCUGACUUUCAGAGAAGCGAUCACACACCAUUUAGUGGCGGACCUGAGGCUGGAAUGCAGGAUGGCCGUCUCCAAACCUCUUCUACACGACGACGGUAGGAAAAGCAUGAAACACAAGGGAAAAGAAUGGAAAGAAUUGGGGUCACAACUUCAGCGAAAGAGAAAAGACUGAGAACUGGACGACAGAGUACAGACGACAAAACACCCGCCACCUCCAGCGCGCGGUGACGCCGGCGGGAGCCGGAGCCGGAAGUCGGGCCGCAGCUUCCGGACCUCUCGCCGGAAGUGCCGGUCAGCACCGCCUCCCGCGUUUCUCCGCAAGCUCGGCUCUGGGGUCGCAGCGGGCGCGCGCCCACGUGCUGUUCUGGUCUCUCUUCCAAACGUCUGUGGUCAGAAUGUCGCACCCUUCCCCUCAAGCUAAGCCCUCCAGCCCCAGUAACCCCCGAGUGUUCUUUGAUGUGGACAUCGCAGGGGAGCGAGUUGGUCGAAUUGUCUUAGAAUUGUUUGCAGAUAUUGUACCUAAAACUGCAGAAAAUUUUCGUGCAUUGUGUACAGGAGAAAAAGGCAUUGGACCCACCACUGGGAAACCUCUCCAUUUCAAAGGAUGCCCUUUCCAUCGAAUUAUUAAGAAAUUUAUGAUUCAGGGUGGAGACUUCUCCAAUCAGAAUGGGACAGGUGGAGAAAGUAUUUAUGGUGAAAAAUUUGAAGAUGAAAAUUUCUAUUACAUGGUAAAGUAGAUAAAAAAGCUUGUUUGUUGCUUAUCAAAAGGGUUGUUAAAUGUCUGGGA